AUGGAAAGUGUGACCACAGAGAACUUGAAGGUUAAAAUAAGUGCAAAUUACAACUUCACAUUAGAUGUAGACAACAAAAAAUAUUCUCGCAGAAGUGACUUUAAAAUUUGUGAAAUUCUACAAUCCUCUAUUGUAAACUAUAUAUUCAAGUUCAUUUAUGCAUAUGAACCUUCUCAAAAUUUGUUGCUUUUAAGAAAUGGAACCGUCUGUGGUGUUUUAAAUGCGGUACAAGAAACAACUCAGAGAGUUUUGGCUGCAAGAAGGCUAAAAACUUUGAGCGCUGUAGGAAAUAGAACAACUGGAGCAAAAUCAAUGGAAAGCACAUGUUUUCGUGUAAUGGCUGCAUUUCAAGAAAAUGAUGCUGAUUUGAAAUUUGGUAUGUUCUACUUGAUCGAACGUAAAAAACCAAAAUCUGACUGUAUACAAAAAUCGGCAAAAUUAAUCGCAACAACUUUUGAUGAAAAUUUGUUCCCGGUUGAAAACGAAGAUGGCGAAUUUACUUUCAUCGAGGGUCAUUCCACCAGAAAUUUUCCUGAUUAUUUAUUAGACACAAAAAAAAUUGUAAAAUUUGAUCGUCCUUCGUUAUUUAAUUCGGAUAUUGGUGGCGAUAGUAAUGAUAAUAAUAAAGAUACAACAAAUCCCCAAAGAUCUUGGCCAUUAAAUGAAGUUUUAGAGAGUGGCACCCAUGUUUUGGUUACUCUUAAAAACGAUUCUAAAGCAAUCCUUUUACCUGUUUAUACUUCUUUUGAUGGUAAAAAUGCAAUAACUGCUAUCUUGAUUUGUGGAAUUAAUCCACGCCGUGCUCUUGAUGAAGAGUAUAUGGAAUUCUUACAUCUUGUAGUAAGUCAUGUAAGUUUGAGUUUGACUCAUGGUAGAUCGAUAGAAGAAGAACGAAAACAAGCUGAAACUUUAGCAGAUUUAAAUAGACAAAAAAUAAUGUUUUUUCAAAAUAUAAGUCAUGAAUUACGCACGCCAUUGACAUUGAUGCUUUCACCACUUGAUGAAGCGAUAUCUAGUUGCCCAGAUGAUUCCCCAAUUUUGUCACAUUUACAAUUAAUAAAUCGUAAUGCUCGCAGAUUACUUAAAUUAGUUAAUAUUUUAUUACAAUUUUCUCGCAUUGAAGCUGGAAAAUUGGAUGCAAGAUUUAUUGAAACAGAAAUAGCGAAAUUAACAUUGGAUUUAGCUUCAAGUUUUGAAAGUAUGGCUAAAUCACUGAAUUUAGAUUAUAUUCUUGAUAUUCCAGACCAAAAGACUCUUGAUAAUCAAUUAACAAAAAAAGUUUUUAUUGAUCGUGAUAUGUAUGAAAAAAUUGUUUUUAAUCUUUGUUCCAAUGCUUUUAAACAUACCUGGAAUGGAAGUGUGACAGUUCGUUUAUAUCCUGAAAAUAAUGAUGGAAAAGAAUUUAUUUUAUUUGAAGUUGUUGAUACAGGAGUGGGUAUACCGGAAAGUGAUAAACCAAAAUUAUUUCAAAGGUUUUAUCGAGUGGAAUCACGCCAAUCACGUAGUCACGAAGGAACAGGAAUUGGGUUGGCGCUGGUGAAGGAGUUGGUUAUAAGACAUGGAGGUGAUAUUUUGGUCGAGUCAAAAGUGGAUGUAGGAUCAACCUUUAAAGUUUUAAUACCUACAGGCUGGGACCACUUGCCACAAAAACAAAUUUAUUUUAAAAGUGAUGAAGAAGAGGAAGAUGGCAAUGCUUUAUUUUUUAUAAAAAAUGAGAACAAUUAUGAUAAUAAUUUCAAAAAAUUGUUCACGGAAAAAGAUUUGUAUCUUGAAGAGUCUCAUCAAUGGAUACAAAAACCUCAAUCAUUUGAUAAAAAAGAAAACAUCAAAUCAUAUAAUAAAUUUGAUCCGAGUAAUUGUCUAGAUUCAAAUAAUAAUAAUCAUAUUUUUAAUAACAGUAUUGAUGUAAAUAUUGAUUUAGAAGAUAAAGAAUUGAGUAACAAGUACAAGUAUCUGUUGGCCUUUGAUGACGAUUCAUUGAAACUUUAUGAAAAAUAUAAAGUAUUAGUAGUCGAUGAUAAUAAUGAUAUGAGAGUUAUAUCAACAUCUAAAGGUCGAUUUAAUAAUGAUAUGUUAUUAUUUUUAAAUCGAGAGGGAUAUCUCGAGGAAUGUUAUUUUUCAUUUACAUUUAGUCCGAUUUUUGACAAACAUGGAACCGUCUGUGGUGUUUUAAAUGCGGUACAAGAAACAACUCAGAGAGUUUUGGCUGCAAGAAGGCUAAAAACUUUGAGCGCUGUAGGAAAUAGAACAACUGGAGCAAAAUCAAUGGAAAGCACAUGUUUUCGUGUAAUGGCUGCAUUUCAAGAAAAUGAUGCUGAUUUGAAAUUUGGUAUGUUCUACUUGAUCGAACGUAAAAAACCAAAAUCUGACUGUAUACAAAAAUCGGCAAAAUUAAUCGCAACAACUUUUGAUGAAAAUUUGUUCCCGGUUGAAAACGAAGAUGGCGAAUUUACUUUCAUCGAGGGUCAUUCCACCAGAAAUUUUCCUGAUUAUUUAUUAGACACAAAAAAAAUUGUAAAAUUUGAUCGUCCUUCGUUAUUUAAUUCGGAUAUUGGUGGCGAUAGUAAUGAUAAUAAUAAAGAUACAACAAAUCCCCAAAGAUCUUGGCCAUUAAAUGAAGUUUUAGAGAGUGGCACCCAUGUUUUGGUUACUCUUAAAAACGAUUCUAAAGCAAUCCUUUUACCUGUUUAUACUUCUUUUGAUGGUAAAAAUGCAAUAACUGCUAUCUUGAUUUGUGGAAUUAAUCCACGCCGUGCUCUUGAUGAAGAGUAUAUGGAAUUCUUACAUCUUGUAGUAAGUCAUGUAAGUUUGAGUUUGACUCAUGGUAGAUCGAUAGAAGAAGAACGAAAACAAGCUGAAACUUUAGCAGAUUUAAAUAGACAAAAAAUAAUGUUUUUUCAAAAUAUAAGUCAUGAAUUACGCACGCCAUUGACAUUGAUGCUUUCACCACUUGAUGAAGCGAUAUCUAGUUGCCCAGAUGAUUCCCCAAUUUUGUCACAUUUACAAUUAAUAAAUCGUAAUGCUCGCAGAUUACUUAAAUUAGUUAAUAUUUUAUUACAAUUUUCUCGCAUUGAAGCUGGAAAAUUGGAUGCAAGAUUUAUUGAAACAGAAAUAGCGAAAUUAACAUUGGAUUUAGCUUCAAGUUUUGAAAGUAUGGCUAAAUCACUGAAUUUAGAUUAUAUUCUUGAUAUUCCAGACCAAAAGACUCUUGAUAAUCAAUUAACAAAAAAAGUUUUUAUUGAUCGUGAUAUGUAUGAAAAAAUUGUUUUUAAUCUUUGUUCCAAUGCUUUUAAACAUACCUGGAAUGGAAGUGUGACAGUUCGUUUAUAUCCUGAAAAUAAUGAUGGAAAAGAAUUUAUUUUAUUUGAAGUUGUUGAUACAGGAGUGGGUAUACCGGAAAGUGAUAAACCAAAAUUAUUUCAAAGGUUUUAUCGAGUGGAAUCACGCCAAUCACGUAGUCACGAAGGAACAGGAAUUGGGUUGGCGCUGGUGAAGGAGUUGGUUAUAAGACAUGGAGGUGAUAUUUUGGUCGAGUCAAAAGUGGAUGUAGGAUCAACCUUUAAAGUUUUAAUACCUACAGGCUGGGACCACUUGCCACAAAAACAAAUUUAUUUUAAAAGUGAUGAAGAAGAGGAAGAUGGCAAUGCUUUAUUUUUUAUAAAAAAUGAGAACAAUUAUGAUAAUAAUUUCAAAAAAUUGUUCACGGAAAAAGAUUUGUAUCUUGAAGAGUCUCAUCAAUGGAUACAAAAACCUCAAUCAUUUGAUAAAAAAGAAAACAUCAAAUCAUAUAAUAAAUUUGAUCCGAGUAAUUGUCUAGAUUCAAAUAAUAAUAAUCAUAUUUUUAAUAACAGUAUUGAUGUAAAUAUUGAUUUAGAAGAUAAAGAAUUGAGUAACAAGUACAAGUAUCUGUUGGCCUUUGAUGACGAUUCAUUGAAACUUUAUGAAAAAUAUAAAGUAUUAGUAGUCGAUGAUAAUAAUGAUAUGAGAAAUUAUCUUGCAAGUUUGUUAAGUAAACUAUUUGAUGUUUACACUGCUUGUGAUGGAUUUGAUGCUCUGAGAACCAUGGAAAGUCUUCCUAGAUUGCCUGAUUUGGUUUUAAGCGAUAUUAUGAUGCCAAAUAUGAACGGGUAUGAAUUAUUACAAACUUUAAGAUCUAAUAUAACAACCCAAUCGAUUCCUAUUAUUCUAUUAUCUGCCAAAGCGGGUGAAGAUGCUAGUAUUGAAGGAUUGGAAAAAGGAGCCGAUGAUUAUUUAACAAAACCAUUUAGUGCAAGGGAGCUGGUUGCACGUGUAAAAGUUAACAUUCAACUUUCAUUUCUUCGUCAACAACUUAUCCUUCAACAACGUAGACAAAUUGAAACAAAGCAAUUAUUGUUCUCCAUUAGUAGUAAAAUCCGUGCUAAUAUUAGCAUAAAAGAAACUUUGACAACUGCAAUUGAAGAAAUCCACAGGGUUUUACCUUGUGAUAGAAUAUAUGUAGUAUCAGCCGAAAAUCAAAAAUAUGACAAUUCCAUUAUCACCGCUUAUGCUGCUACUAACCCAAAUGAAAAAAAUCUGACUGGUCACAUAGUUCGAUACGUUGUAGAAGAGGAAUUAAAUAAAUUGCUAAAAUUGAAUGAAACAGAUCCAACUCCCGAAAUUGAGGCUGCAUUGAAAUCCUUGAAGAGCAUUGAAGAAUUUAUGAAAACAAAAAAUGAUAAUAAUUCGGAUUUGGAGGCUACUGUAUUCAAGGAUUAUUAUUCUGCGAUAGUGGAUUUCAAUGUUUCAAUUAUAAAUGUGCCAAUAAGGGUAAAGAAUUAUAUCUGGGGAUGGUUAAUAGCCAAUAAAGCGUCAAAUUCUAAUUGGAGUAAUUCAGAAAGAUUAUUUCUACAACAAAUUACUAAUCAAAUAGGUUUGGCAAUAAUCCAUGCUGAAUUGUUAGAAGAAAAAUUGAAACGUGAGGCACAAAUGGAAGCUGCAAAAGCUGCCAAUGAAGCUAAAAGCCAAAUUUUAGCAAAUACUUCUCAUGAGCUACGUACACCUUUGGGAGCAAUUAUAGGAGUUUUAUCAGCAUUUGAUGAUACAAAAUUGACUGAAGAUCAAAAAGACAUGAUUCAAAUAAUGACAAGAGCAUCAGAUGUUGUAUUGUCGGUGGUUAAUGAUAUACUUGAUGCAGCUAAAUUAGAGGCUCAAAAGGUGACCUUGAUGAAUCGUACUUUUGAUCUAUUUGAUUUGAUUCAGAAAACUAUUGAAAUAUUCGGCGAAAGAGCAGGAAAUAAGAAAAUUGAAUUAAUCUUGAGUUGUGAUCCCGCUUCUUUACCAAAAUAUGUUAAAUCAGAUCCAGAAAGACUUCAACAAAUUUUAAUGAAUUUAUUAUCUAAUUCAAUCAUAUUUACUGAACAUGGUGAAGUAGUUUUAAGUGUUUCUAUUACAACUUCUGAAAAAAAUAGUGAAGAAACUAGUGAAAAUAACGACUCUACUAAUAAUAAAAAAGGCAUUUUACUUGUUGAAAUAAAAGAUACAGGGAUUGGUAUUGAAUCAUCAUUUAUGAAAGAUAUUUGGGAAAGUUUUUCUCAGGGUGAUCCAUCAUUAACGAGAAGACAAGAUGGUACAGGAUUAGGAUUAUCAAUAUGUAAACAUUUGGUAACAAUAAAUGGUGGAACAUUGAAUGUACAAAGUGAAUUGGGUAAAGGAAGUAAAUUUUGGUUUACAUGGAAUGUUGAAACAUUAUCAUUAUCAGCAAUACCUGUCACUCCAAUUAUCACUACUACUACUACUAACAAUAGCAAUCUGAUCAAUAGUAAUGAUAAUAUGGCCAGUUUUGUACCACAACCAACUGUUAGAUUAAAACGUGUACUGAUCGUGGAUCCAGUUGAAAAUUCACGUAUUUCAUUGGUGAAAUUGAUUAGUGAAAGCGUUGAAAGAAUAGAUGCAUUUGAAUGUAGUCAGAAAGGUACUAUUGCUGUGAAAGAGUGGCAAGAAAAAAAUAAAGAUCUGUUAUACGAUAUAGUAUUUUUCAAUGUUAGAGAUGAAAAUAUUGAAGAGGUCAAACAGUCUUCUAGAGAGUUGCGGAGAGUCUGUGGUGACAAUUUAUGUAUAAUACUGAUGGUGUUUUGGUCUGUUAAUGGUAGGUUAUUGGGUCAGAAGAUGGUCAAAGAAAUAAGAGGUCAUGUUGCUGCUUUGUGUAAGCCUAUUAUGCAAAAAAGAUUGUUGGACUGUCUACAUAACACUGAAAUAUUCAAAUCAAAAUCCCCUUCACCUCCAUACACAAAUAAUAAUGAUGACAUUAAUAAUGUUGAAAAAUAUUAUCAUCAUAACAGACCAACCAAAACCAUUACUUCUGGUAUAGAAGCUGAUUCAACAUCAAUAAUAACAAAUUAUGAUAAUGAUGCAAUGCUAAUUGAUAAAAAAUCUAAUUUUGACGAUUUUGAAAAAUCAGGCAAUAACCCAGAGUUUAAUUGUAGUAUGAAAUCCGAAAAAUUUAAUUCAAAAUUAAAGCGUUCAGUUGACAGCGAAUCCAUCUAUUCGUUAAAUAAUGAACGUUCAUCAAAAUCAAGAAAUAGACCUACUUCAAAAUCCAAAUGUGUUUUAUGUGUGGAAGAUAACCCUAUCAAUCUAAAGGUUAUUCAACAUCAACUAACAAAAUUAGGAUAUCAAUCUUUAUCAGCAACAAAUGGCCAAGAAGCAGUUAAUUUAAUGAAAUCAGAAUGCAUGGAUUCACCUGAUGAUAACAUAUAUGAUGGGGAAUCAGCUGGGCUUUCAUCUGAUUCUGAUUCUAAUUAUAACAAAAUAUCAUUGAUUUUAAUGGAUUGUGCAAUGCCUGUUAUGUCUGGGUUUGAUGCAUCAAAAGCUAUUAGAGCAAUGGAACCACCAAUAUCACAAAUACCAAUUAUAGCAUUAACAGCAUCAGCAGUACAAGGCACAAGAGAUAGAUGUCUUGAAGCUGGCAUGAAUGAUUAUCUUACUAAACCAUUGAAAAUUGGACAACUUAAAGAAAUGUUGACUCAAUGGCUUGGGGAAGAUUAA
Entrophospora sp. SA101 is the source of this 7005-nucleotide messenger RNA. The record is from the annotation of a GenBank genome assembly. Lineage: Eukaryota; Fungi; Glomeromycota; Glomeromycetes; Entrophosporales; Entrophosporaceae.